UGUUAUGUUGAAUAUCUUGAUUUCACAAUUUCAUGCAUUUUUCAACAUUUCAAAGACACUCUUUUUCAAAUCCGAAAAAAGUUGAUUCCUUAAUCUCCCUCUAAAAUGUGGAAAGCAAGAUAAAUACUUGAGAAAUUAGGUCGAAAAAUGGCGGAAUUUAAUCCUCCAAAAAGAUGAUUCCAAAGAAAGACAGGCGAAAAAGGAGAUACACCUAACCCACCAUUCCACCAAUACCAUUUAUGCAGAAAUAUCAUGGAUUCAUAAAUGUUACUCUGUUGUAAAGUACAUCUGUUUCCCACUAAAAAGUUAAAACCCAGAUAAAUUCUCAAUUCCACAUUCAUCCAAAUUGCUAAACCCAUUAAUUCUCUCUCUUAAAAAUCAAAACUUUUAAAUACCCAUUUUCACUUUCUUCCAAAAAAAAACCAUUUUUUUUGCUUCAAUGGUUCUCACAUGCCCUAUUUUCAGCUCCAAAUUCUGAAGAAAACAACCCAGGUUUUGGUCCUUUUUGGUAAUUUUUACCUGUUUUAAAUUCAUCUGCUCUAAAAAUUUAUAUAAUAUUAGAGCAUUGUAUUAUUUAAGUUAAACCCUAUUUUUAUUGGGAUUUUAGUAGCUGUUGUAAGCAUAAAGAUCACAUUUUUAUUCUUGGGUUUUUGCUCAUUUGAUUAGAAUGGAAAUGGGGAAGAAAUUGGUGCCUAUUUGUUUGUUGAUGUUGUUGAUUGAAGUUGUUUUAGUGUCUGCUGCUGGUAAAAACAUCCAGGAAGUUAAUAUAUGGCCAAUGCCAAAGUAUGUUAGCAAUGGGAAUAAGAUUCUUUAUCUAAGUCAUGAUUUUGAGUUAAGAACUGUUGGGAGCAAGUAUGGUGAUCAAUUAGGGAUUUUGAAAGAUGGGUUUUUGAGAUUUAUGGGUAUUGUCACCUUGGAUCAUGCCAUUGAUGGUAAUUUUUCGCGGUUAGGCCAAUCGGCUUUCCUUAAAGGGAUCAAUGUGGUUAUUCAAUCACCAAGUGAUGAGUUGCAUUCUGAGGUUGAUGAAUCAUACAACUUAACUGUUCCUGCUUCUGGGAAGCCUGCUUAUGCACACAUUGAGGCAAACUCAGUAUACGGGGCUUUACAUGGACUACAGACAUUCAGCCAGCUCUGUGGUUAUAACAUCAGAACUAGGCUAAUAGAAGUUGGUAUGGUUCCUUGGACAAUAUUUGAUUAUCCAAGAUUCUCUUAUCGGGGUUUGCUUAUAGAUACAUCGCGACACUAUCUACCGAUGCCUGUGAUUAAGAAAGUCAUUGAUUCCAUGACAUAUGCAAAGCUGAAUGUGCUGCAUUGGCACAUUGUAGAUUCACAAUCUUUUCCACUAGAGAUUCCCUCAUAUCCAAAGCUUUGGGAUGGUGCAUAUUCUGCAGCAGAACGGUAUACAAUGGCUGAUGCUGCUGAAAUUGUGAGAUAUGCUCAAAGACGAGGAGUGAAUGUACUUGCCGAAAUUGAUGUCCCCGGACAUGCUGGUUCAUGGGGUGUUGGUUAUCCUUUGCUGUUUCCAUCAGCAGACUGUAAGGAGCCACUUGAUGUCAGCAACGAAUUCACCUUCCAAGUUAUAGAUGGGAUUCUUAAAGAUUUUAGCAAGGUUUUCAAAUAUAAAUUUGUUCACUUAGGAGGCGAUGAAGUUGAUACAGGUUGCUGGGAAUCAACUCAUCGUGUGAGUAGAUGGUUGCAGACUCAUAGAAUGGUUGGCAAACAAGCUUACCAAUACUUUGUUUUGAGAGCACAAAAAAUUGCAAUUUCGCAUGGAUAUGAGAUUAUUAACUGGGAGGAAACAUUUAACAGUUUUGGUGAUAAACUGGACCGAAAGACUGUGAUCCAUAAUUGGCUAGGGGGCGGUGUUGCUGAGAAGGUGACUGCAGCUGGGUUAAGGUGCAUCGUAAGCAACCAGGAAAAUUGGUAUUUGGACCAUAUAGACACCACAUGGGAUCGGUUCUAUAUGAAUGAACCUUUAACUAAUAUCACAAAUCCCAAGCAGCAAAAAUUAGUCUUGGGAGGUGAAGUUUGCAUGUGGGGUGAGCACAUUGAUGCAUCUGACAUUGAACAAACCAUAUGGCCUCGUGCUGCUGCUGCUGCAGAGCGUUUAUGGACAUCGUAUGAAAAGCUAGCUAGGAAUCCAAGACAAGUAGCUAGAAGACUCGCACAUUUCAGGUGUUUGCUUAACCAAAGAGGAGUUGCAGCUGCUCCCUUGGUUGGCCCCGGCAGGACUGCUCCCGAGGAACCAGGUUCUUGCUAUGUUCAAUGAUGAAACUAACAACGCAUUGUCGUAAGUUAUAGUAAAAGUACACUAAAAUAAAUCAAUUUGAGUUUCCUUGUGCAUAAGAAUUUAUCCAUCAAAAUUACAUUUUUUGUGAUUUUUCGAUUCACCAGAAACGAGAAAUCACGAUUUUUCUUACCCCUAUUCCUAGCAUGGGUAAUAUCCAAUUACCAUUUAAGGUAUAUGUACUUAUGUAGGUCAUUUCUGCUACAAGAUAUUCAACUUUCUAUAUUGAAAUCAUGAUACUAUUGAUUCUUUUUCUCGAGAUAA
Molecule: messenger RNA, 2551 nt
Organism: Spinacia oleracea (spinach)
Lineage: Eukaryota; Viridiplantae; Streptophyta; Magnoliopsida; Caryophyllales; Amaranthaceae
Product: beta-hexosaminidase 3
Exons: 14
Coding region: 668-2269 (533 amino acids)
Biological process (GO): glycosaminoglycan metabolic process; carbohydrate metabolic process
Cellular component (GO): membrane
Molecular function (GO): beta-N-acetylhexosaminidase activity
Source: RefSeq, a predicted model, not a curated record